Molecule: messenger RNA, 1903 nt
Organism: Ailuropoda melanoleuca (giant panda)
Lineage: Eukaryota; Metazoa; Chordata; Mammalia; Carnivora; Ursidae
Gene: FN3KRP
Product: fructosamine 3 kinase related protein
Exons: 6
Coding region: 50-979 (309 amino acids)
Source: RefSeq, a predicted model, not a curated record
GUGGCUUUUCCCCUGGCUUGAGGCAGUCCGCGGACGUGCCGGCUUGAACAUGGAGGCUCUGCUGAAGCGGGAGCUGGGCUGCGACUUCGUCAAGGCUACGGGUCACUCGGGGGGCGGGUGCAUUAGCCAGGGCCAGAGUUACGACACGGACAGAGGACGGGUGUUCGUGAAAGUGAACUCCAAGGCGGAGGCCAAAAGAAUGUUCGAAGGUGAGAUGGCAAGUCUAACUGCCAUCCUGAGAACAGACACCGUGAAGGUGCCCAGGCCCAUCAAGGUCCUCGACGCCCCGGGAGGGGGCAGCAUGCUGGUGAUGGAGCACUUGGACAUGCGAUAUCUGAGCAGCCAUGCUGCCAAGCUUGGAACCCAGCUCGCAGACCUGCACCUAGAGAACAAGAGGCUCGGGGAGACAUUCCAGAAGGAGGCCGGCACUGUGGGGAAAGGAGGCGGGCAGGUGGAACGGCCCUUCGUGGACCAGUUUGGGUUUGACGUGGUGACGUGCUGUGGAUACCUCCCCCAGGUGAACGACUGGCAGGAGGACUGGGUCACCUUCUAUGCCCGGCAGCGCAUUCAGCCCCAGAUGGACAUGGUGGAGAAGGGGUCCGGGGACAGGGAGGCCCGGGAGCUCUGGUCUGCUCUGCAGCUAAAGAUCCCUGACCUGUUUCGUGACCUGGACAUUGUCCCAGCCCUGCUCCAUGGAGACCUCUGGGGAGGGAACGUAGCAGAGGACGCCUCUGGGCCCAUCAUUUUUGAUCCGGCUUCUUUCUACGGCCACUCGGAGUACGAGCUGGCGAUAGCCGGCAUGUUUGGGGGCUUCAGCCGCUCCUUCUACUCCGCCUACCACAGCGCGAUCCCCAAGGCCCCGGGGUUCGAGGCGCGCCUGCAGCUCUAUCAGCUCUUCCACUGCUUGAACCACUGGAAUCAUUUCGGGUCAGGGUAUAGAGGGUCCUCCCUGAAUAUCAUGAGGAAUCUCAUCAAAUGAGCCUCCCUGCUGGGGGGCGCCUCAGGUUCAGGUGCACCAGCCGACACCUGCGGCCGGCGCCUCCUGCUCCGCAGUCCUGUCCAUCGGGGCGUCUUCCCCGAGUCUUCACACUAACUUCGUCCUCCCGAGGUUGUACAUUUCCUUAGACUUCCUGGCGGGUGAAGCCUCACUGGAAAUGUGAUGUGACCAGAGGGACCCAUGGAGCGCGGGCCCCGUUGAAACUGCUGCCCGGAGGCCGAGCAGGGAAGUGGCCGCUGCGCCAGGCGCUGCUGAGGACACGUUCCCCCAGCGGUUCCUCCCGUCUCAUCUCCAGAGCGACUGAUGUUCAGGAAGGUGCUUCUCAGUGGGUUAGACGCGGGUAUGGACUUGAAACCAGUAGUGAGGACAGCAUCUAAUGGCCAGUCUCAGCUGAGCACAUUCCCUUUCUUUCUGCCCCCUUUGCAUCCUGCCACAGGCCACGCGGUCUGGAAUUCGAUUCUGGGAGGGACCAACCGCUAGUCUUGGGUAAAUAUAGAAGCCACUUCAGCCCUCCUGUUAGCGCCCGUCUUUGCCGUUUGAAAGCCUGUGAGUUGCUCCUUUGUAUAAAAAAGUGCUAGGGGCGCCUGGGUGGCACAGCGGUUGAGCGUCUGCCUUCGGCUCAGGGCGUGAUCCCGGCGUUAUGGGAUCGAGCCCCACAUCAGGCUCUUCUGCUAUGAGCCUGCUUCUUCCUCUCCCACUCCCCCUGCUUGUGUUCCCUCUCUCGCUGGCUGUCUCUAUCUCUGUCAAAUAAAUAAAAAUAAAAUCUUUUAAAAAAAAAAAAGUGCUAAACCAGCGGCUCUGCCUUCCCCGUCUCACAGUGGUGGGGAGGAUUCGUGAAUGGCAUGGAUGCUGAGAAAGUCUUUUGCAUAAACAUUUGAAUAAACUUUCAUGGAUUGCAAUGAUGCA